Linderina pennispora is the source of this 1784-nucleotide messenger RNA. RefSeq lists its product as uncharacterized. The transcript has a single exon. The coding region runs from base 134 to 1699 and encodes 521 amino acids. Lineage: Eukaryota; Fungi; Kickxellomycota; Kickxellomycetes; Kickxellales; Kickxellaceae. The record is from RefSeq and is a predicted model, not a curated record.
GGAUUUGGCCUGGGUGCGCUGACAAAUGUACUGUGGCGCUCGCUGAUGGAGAUCGAGUCCGAUAGUCUGCCAGCCAGCGAGAGCCGUGGCCGGCGCCAUAUGCGGGAUACCAGUGAGGUCUUUGACUCCCCGUAUGCGUCACGCCGCCGCCAGUUUGGUGGGUUGCAUUCAAGCUGGUCGUCUCGCCGGUCAUACAGUGCCGGUGGCGACGCCUUUGGCGAAGGGAAUUGAGGACGACGAGGUCGACGGGCUGACGCCAAUGGACGAGGGCGGUAACAGCCCUGAGAUCAUCCGCGAGGAGCUGCAGCGUAUGGUUCAGGCUGCCUGGCGCCGUUGCACCGAGGCUGCAAUCGCCAUGUCAACGGCGAUAAAGCGAGCUACUGAGGUGCGUCGUGUUGCGUCGUCCAACCCAGUCAGCGGCUACUACGACCCGACGUUCCGCCCGCAGGUGCUGCCGCCCUACCGUGGCGAUGUGGUAUCGGGCGACGGCCACAGCACAAGCACGUCGUAUGGUGAUAGCAGCCGCAUCAGCGGGCCGUCAAUGUCGAUGUCGUCGUCACGCUAUGACCGCAGCGGUGGGCCGACGCCGACCAUUGGCGAGAUGCGUGCGUCGCCCCAGCAGCCAGGCGUGCCGGGUGGCAGCAGUGGCAACGCAGGAGAUAGCGCGAUGCACCCGGCUGUGUCGCGGCACAAGCCGACGCAGUCGCAGUCGUCACCGUAUCUGCAGCAGCCCAGCGUCUCGCCCAAUGUGUCGAUGAGCGGCGGCGCCAGCGGCUUUGUUGACUCGGCCAGCGGCCCGGGGCAGGUUGCUGGCGAUGCCACGUUCUUUAUGCGGUUCAGUAUGUUCACGUGCUCAGCAACGUAUGUAGCAGCGCGCAUCCACCUGCAGAACCUGCGCUUGACGCCGCGCUGGGAGGAGGCGCUGCGUCGCCACAACGAGGCCGUGGCCGGUGUGGCUGACAUGCGCAGCCCUGCCGUGGGCGGUGUUUCCUUGGCAAUUGCACGCGACGGGGGCAUACCCAGUGGCUCUGCAGCAGCACAUGAGAUGGGGCUUCUGUCUAACCCGCGCGACAUCGGCGUGCUCCCACCACCGCUGCCGCCGCCGCUGCCGCCGCCACCCUGCACGCCCGACCAGGCGCGCGAGGGUGUCACAGCGCUGGUGAAGGUUCUGGAGGAGAUGUCCCCAUAUUGGCGCGUGUCCGAGCACAUCUCCAAGAUCCGCGAGUCUUGGCGUGUGAUCGAGGGUUAUGACUUGCCGCCGCCAGCAUCGAUCCCAGAGGCUAGGCCGCCUCAGCCAGCGCCAGCUCAGCAACAGCAGCCACAGUCACACCAACCACAGCAGCAGCAUGCACCGCAUCAUCACCAGGCUCCACCAGCGCCUCCUAAUGUCUCAGCGCCCGACCCUCACCAGCCGCCGGAGCGCGGGUGGCCGGGUGCGCCUUCCCAAUACGCCCACGCACCGCACCCACCGAAGGCGCUGUCGCCGUCUCAGAUGGUGCAGCCGAACACCUCAAUGCAGCCGCACAGCGGCUCGUCGAUAUCGAUUGCAUCGCUGUCGAAUGAGCAGCUGAUGAUGUCAGUAGCACCCGCCGUCAGUGGGCCCCCGCCAAUGCACAGCCGUGGGGGUCUCUCGAUCCAGCCGCAGCAAAUGGGCAGCGCCAGCGGGCCGCUGCCUCCUCCGCCGCCGCAGAGACAGUAGGCUGGUUGCUUCGCUUUCAACUGGCCUCUGUUUGUUCUGGAAUAGGCGCGUGCGACAAUGGCUCGUUCUGCUACGUGAGGAAGCC